Messenger RNA from Anastrepha ludens (Mexican fruit fly), 10027 nucleotides. RefSeq names its product YY1-associated factor 2 (gene RYBP). Gene Ontology annotation, cellular component: nucleus. Gene Ontology annotation, molecular function: transcription coregulator activity; DNA binding. The transcript has 2 exons. Gene Ontology annotation, biological process: positive regulation of DNA-templated transcription. The record is from RefSeq and is a predicted model, not a curated record. Lineage: Eukaryota; Metazoa; Arthropoda; Insecta; Diptera; Tephritidae. Bases 469 to 924 code for a protein of 151 amino acids.
UCUUGGACCAAUUGUCAUCGUUUGACAUUCUCCCAAUUGGAAGAAUGCAUAUUUUUCGCUUUUGUUCGCCACUUUCAGCAAAUUUCUCAAUUUAUGUGUGUGUUGUGUGGAAAAUCGACAUCGGAUGCAAAAUUUUUCGAAGCGAUUUUCAUACGAAUUUCGUGGCUGCUGUGAAAUACUCCAUAAGUCGAUAAGUGUUUGAAAAAGCUAAUAAGAAAAGUGGUGUGACGGGCAUAAAACAUUUGAAUUGGUUUAAUUUAAACUGAGCACACAGCUCUGGUGAUUGGGAAUUUUUAAGAAUUUGCAUCUUCCUCUGAACUUUAGCAUAGUUACAUAUUUAAAGACACAAAAAAAAAAAAACACCAAGAAAGAGCAGUAAUAAUAGUUGUUGAAGCGGUGGAGCAGCUGAAGCAGCACCAGCCGCAAAGGCAGGAACGACUUUUAUAUAAACGGCAGCGAUCAAGGAUUAUGGAUCACAAGAAAUCUCCAGUAAGAAGACAGAAGCGACAAUCGAAAGCGAUCGAGGAAAAUUUCUGGGACUGCAGCGUCUGUACGUACAGAAAUACAGCUGAGGCAUUUAAAUGCCGAAUGUGCGACGUGCGGAAAGGAACUUCCACACGCAAGCCACGCCUAAAUUCAGCACUCGUCGCCCAACAAGCUGCCACCUUGCCCGGAGCAUCAGGGACCAUGCCCAACGGAACCAAAUCUGCAUCGGGUUCGCGGCACAGCGCCGGACACGAAAAGAAUAAACACAAAAAGUACCCAGCCCGUUUGAAGAACGUGGACCGCUCGACGGCACAAACGCGCGAAGUCACCGUCAAUUCGGUGACAGUGUUCAUUACCGAAUAUAAACCCAAGCCAGUGGGCAGUCGACGCGAAUCCAGUGAGCAGAGUUUUAGCGAAAGCAAUGAUUCGCGGAGUUAAAUUCACUUAGCUAUCACCGAGAAUAGGCAACAAUUGAAUUCAAAUAGCAAAAAAGAUAUUAUCAUCGUAUUUUAUUAGAUAAGUUUAUAAGAGAAUUGACACUGUAACUAGGCAAAAAAAACACGAUUUUAGCUAACCAAGGCCACGACGAAUAUAUAAAAUGUAAUAUUUGCAUUUGCGAGUAGUUUUUUGUAAACGCGUUUGUUUGCAUAUGACUGUUGCUGGGCACAACCACAACCACUAUUGGAACGUGCCGUCAAGUCGGAGUAUUGCAUUAUUUGUUGGACAAUUUUGUACAUCAACGAAUUUGAGUUUUGGUAUUGAAGCAUAUGAAAACAAAAAGAACAACAAACAAAACAAUUAUGAUGUGGCACGGACUCAGAAAAGGGGACUUGUGCUCCUCCUAAAAAGUGCAUCAAAUAUAAACUGUGCUGCAACACUGCCUUCAGUUCACGGACUAGAUGUAAUAGCCAGGGCAUUUCACUUAGAAACAACUUUAAAUGGCAUAGAAAAUAGUAAAGUAGCAAAUAAGUACACCGAACAAAAACCGUAAAUGAUAAAAAUGAUAACCUAAAGCAAACGCAUCUUAAACAUAAAAAAGUAAAAAAAAGAAAAAAAAAUAUAUAAGUGACCAGCAGCAACACCCGAAACAAUAAACGGCUCAUAACUGGCAAAUCCCUAUGACCACGCCGCAGCACUCCGCAUACGAAUGAACAGCAUCCAACCUAUUAUAUGUUUGAGGUUUCACGUGUUAAGCAAGAAAUAUUUUAUUGGAACUCAGCUAACAUAUUUUGUUAGUACUAUUUUUAUGUAACUCAAUGGCUUAUCGUAAAGUUAUACAAACCUUAACAGAAAAAAAAACAAAAACGUAAAAACUUCCUGUAAGAAAAAACAUUUAUUCCACAUACUUUAGGUUAUUUUGUAUUUAGUUUAUAAGUGUAUAAAAUGUUUCUGUAAAUUUCAUGUACAAGUACAACAACUAUCAAUUAUUGUAUUUAAUAUUAAGUUGUUAAAGCAAAACUAAAUAGUUAUCAUAGUCCCUGUGCAUAUUUGUAAAGCUAUUGUAAAUAAUGUAAGCGUAUUUUAGUUUUAUUCUACAUGAAGUCGACCAAGUCCUAAUUGGUGUUGAAAAUGUAAACUCAUUUAACUACUUACAAAUGUGCAAAAAGCUGAGAAACUUCAGUACUUGUUGUUGUAGGAAACAUUUUUUCUUUUAAACGCGUGCAAUUGAACGCUUCAAAUUAUACAAAAAUUGCCAUGACUUUCGAAUCUACGAAACGGCUAAUGACUGUUACUUCAGCAGCAUUACCCAACAACUUUUCGGUAAAACCAACAAAACAACAAAAAUUAAGUUGAAAAAUAAUCAGCAAAAAUGGCAUUGAAAAAUAAUGAGCAAAACUAUGUUUAAUUUGAAUGAAAUUUUUUUAUUUGAAACUCAAAGAUUUAAUUAAAAAUAAUCAGCAUAAAUAUUUUCGAAUAUGAAAGAAUACCAAAAAUAUUUUUGAAUAUGAAUGAAUUUUUUUUUUAUUUGAAAUUCCUACAUUUAAUAAAAAAUAAUCAGCAAAAAAUUUUUUUAUAUAAAUGCAAUUUUUUUAUUUGAAAUUCAAACAUUUAAUUAAAAGUAAUCAGCGAAAAUUUUUUGCAUAUGAAAGAAUUUUUUUUAUUUGAAAUUCCUACAUUUAAUUAAAAAUAAUCAGUUAAACAAUAUUUUUAUUUGAAAUUCAAGCAAUUAUAUUAAUUAAAAGUAAUCAGAAAAAAUAUUUUUGCAUAUGAAUGAAAUUUUUUUUUAUUUGAAAUUCCUACAUUUAAUAAAAAAAUAAUCAGGAAAAAAUUUUUUUAUACAAAUGAAAUUUUUUUAUUUGAAAUUUAAAUAUUUAAUUAAAAGUAAUCAGCAAAAAAUUUUUUUUAUGAAUGAAGUUUUUUUUUAUUUGAAAUUAAAACAUUUACUCAAAAAUAAUCAGUUAAAAAAUAUUUUUAUUUGAAAUUCAAGCAUUUAAUUAAAAGUAAUCAGAAAAAAUAUUUUUGCAUAUGAAUGAAAUUUUUUUUAUUUGAAAUUCCUACAUUUAAUAAGAAAUAAUCAGCAAAAAAAUGUUUAUAUAAAUGAAAUUUUUUUAUUUGAAAUUUAAAUAUUUAAUGAAAAAUAAUCAGCUAAAAAAUAUUUUUAUUUGAAAUUCAAGCAUUUAACUAAAAGUAAUCGGCAAAAAUAUUUUUCCAUAUAAAUGAAUUUUUUUUUAUUUGAAAUUCCUACAUUUAAUUAAACAAAAUAAUGAGCAAAAAAUUUUUUUACAUAAAUGAAAUUUUGUUAUUUGAAAUUUAAAUAUUUAAUUAAAAGUAAUCAUCAAAUCAAAUUUUUAAAUAUCAAUGAAAUUUUUUUUAUUUGAAAUUAAAACAUUUAAUUAAAAAUAAUCAGUUGCAAUAUUUUUGAAUAUCAAUGAAAUUUUUUUAUUUGAAAUUCAAACAUUUAAUUAAAAGCAAUCAGUAAAAAUAUUUUUUAACUUGAAUGCAAUUUUUUUUACUUGAAACUCAACAAAAUUUUUUAUAUGAAUGAAAUUUUUUUACUUGAAACUCCCACACUUAAUUAAAAAUAAUCUUCAAAAAUAUUUUUGAAUAUCAAUAAAUUUUUUUUAAUUUGAAAUUCAAACAUUUAGUUAAAAAUAAUCAGCAAAAAUAUUUUUGCAUAUAAAUAAAAAAAUUUUAUUUGAAUUUCAAACAUUUAGUGAAAAACUCAGCUAAAAAAUAUUUUCAUUUGAAAUGCAAACAUUUAAUUAAAAAUAAUCAGCAAAAAUAUUUUUAAAUAUCAAUGAAAUUUUUUUUUUUGAAAUUGAAACAUUUAAUUAAAAGUAAUCAGUUAAAAUAUUUUUAAAUAUCAAUGAAAUUUUUUUUAUUUGAAAUUCAAACAUUUAAUUAAAACUAAUCAGCAAAAAUAGUUUUGAGUAUGAAUGAUUUUUUUUUAUUUGAAAUUCAAACAUUUAAUUAAAAGUAAUCAGUAAAAAUAUUUUUUAACUUGAAUGCAAUUUUUUUUAUUUGAAACUCAAAAAAAUUUUUUAUAUGAAUGAAAUUUUUUUAUUUGAAAUUCCCACACUUAAUUAAAAAUAAUCUUCAAAAAUAUUUUUGAAUAUCAAUACAAUUUUUUUUAUUUGAAAUUCAAACUAACUAAAUGUUGAAAUUCCCACACUUAAUUAAAAAUAAUCAGCAAAAAUAUUUUUGCAUAUGAAUAAAAUUUUUUUAUUUGAAUUUCAAACAUUUAGUGAAAAAAUCAGCUAAAAAAUAUUUUUAUUUGAAAUUCAAACAUUUAAUUAAAAGCAAUCAGUAAAAAUAUUUUUUAACUUGAAUGAAAUUUUUUUUAUUUGAGACUCAAAAAAAUUUUUUAUAUGAAUGAAAUUUUUUCAUUUGAAAUUCCCACACUUAAUUGAAAAUAAUCAGCAAAAAUAUUUUUGAGUAUGAAAGGUUUUUUUUUUUUUUAUUUGAAAUUCAAAUAUUUAAUUAAGGGGGUAUUCUGGUCUAGACGCCUUUAUUUUAGGUAUUUUUAAAUCUAAGAUAAAAAAAAAUUAAAAACAUUUUUACUAUGCAUUUUUUUUAUGGUUUUUAUUAAUAUUGGAAAAGUAUAAAAAAAUUAAUAAAAAAAUCGUGGAAUUACAGGCCGACGGAGUGGGGGCUACAUAAAAACGGUGUUCCAUGGCUGACAUGAUUCCAACCCUUGCACUGAUCUAAAACAAAUUAAAAAAAUUCUUCAUUAGUUAGGAUGUCGUUAACGGAUUACGCCAAAUCAAAAAAAACAAAAAAAAAAAUUAACGAAAUGGCGUCAACUUAAAAAAAAAAUGUUUUUUACCCCCGCUUUUUACCUUUUCAAAUUUUUUAAAAAUACUUCAAACUUAAAUUUUUCAAAAUCCGAGGCAGGCGCGAUAGACAGAUGUAUAAUAAAAAAUUCUUAUCAAACUUCAAAGCGAUCGGUCAAGUAGAACUUGAGAUAUCAUGACGACCAUCUUAAAAAAAGUAGUUUUGAGAAAAUCGCGUUGGAAGUUUGAGCAACAAUUCCAAUAGGGAAAAUAAAGGGUGUGUGGGAUACAAAAGAUUUUCUGAAAAGAAAGAGUCCUCAAGUUGUUCGGUAACAUCUGCGAUUCGGUCGACUCGGCCGGCUUAGACGCCACAUCACAAAUCCGCUGUGUCUCCGAAAAUAAUUCGAAUUUUGAAAAAUCCGUUGAAGGGCAUAUUUUUGAAGGUCUAAACUUUGAAAAUAUGCAAAAAAAAAGAAAUCGAUUUUUUCAAAUUUCUAGACCAGAAUAACCCCUUAAAAAUAAUCAGCAAAAAUAUUUUUGCAUAUGAAUGAAAUUUUUUUAACAUUUAAUUAAAUUCUUUCGAAGUUACGUCUAUGACUUUAACGCCGUGUAAACUAUUUGUUUUAUAUACAACUUUAUACAAAUCAGUAGUAAAACCUGCCCUAGUGGGUAUUUAGUGGCUUUCUCAUAAAACGCAAAUGCUAUUUUCAGUUUUUCAAAAUUCCUACGUAAGCAUCCCUGCUGUUAAAUGCUGAACGGGCAAGCGUUCAUAUAAAGCAAGUUUCAUACAAAAUAGCAAAAUAAUUUUCUUUUAACAAAAAAGACUGAUUAUUCAUAUGAAAUACAGAUGAGAAUGUUUAAGUUUUCGUUUUAAGGCAUUGUUAUAUAAUCUAAUUGAAUACGUCGAUGCGUUAUUUUCUUUCAAAUGAAAUUUUACAUCUCUUAUAAUAAUAAUUGAAUACGAAAAUUAUAAAAAAAAAAUCAAUUUAAGAAAUUUGUAUUGUAUUAAUUAAGAAAAUUAGUAUUAUUAUUUUGUUACAGUAAGCGAAAAUCUGUAUAGAAGUACAGUUGCAGUCAUGAAAAUACGGACACCAGAGAAAUUGCCGUUUUACGCUGGUAGGUGAAAAUUUUUGUAGAUUUUUUUUUGGUUAAUAAUCUUGCGAAACAGCCUAUUAAGGGGGGAGCCUGGUUUAUGAGGUCUAAAAAUUGCAUCUCUUUGCGAUUUUUUUUAAGGGAAAAAUUAAUUUAGCACUGCAAAGUUGUUCUAUCUUUUAAUGAACUUUUAAAAAGUAUAAAAAAUUUUUGUACUGGUUAAAAUAAGUUGAAAAAAAUGUUUAACAUAGAAAUUAGUAGAGCGCUGCAACGCUGGAGUUUCCAACUGGCGUACAAGAUGCAGCUCGUAAUUAUUAUCUAAAGCAAACAAUUCAAAUGGAUUUCUAAUUAUCAUGAUUUUUUAUUCUAGAUGAACUAAGAAAACUGAGAGAAAUUCCAAAAUUUCAACUUUUUGGAGGUUUUAAAGAAAAAAAUUCACUUCAACUUGGUAUAAAAAUCUUGAAAAAAUUUUCCAUUUUCUAGUUCAAAUAUAUCUUUCUAUCUAUUUUGUUAGUUCAAAUAGAAGAGAAUUUAAUACUGAAGGGAACAAGCUAUGACUCAUUUCAAAAGGUUCAUUAGUUUUUUUCAUUCAUGUACGCCAAUUCAAAGAAAUCAUAAAAAUGAAGAGUUGAGAAAAGAAGAUAAAGUUUGUACUAUAGCUGUCCGGUCAUAGCGUAACUAUCUAACGCUCGCCUACCUUUGGCUUUGUAUCUACGGAAAUAUUGAGAAUUAGGCUCUGUAACUUUGUGUGAAUAUUCUGAAAUAUAUUAGGAAUCGCUUAAAAUCGAAUCGAAAAAAAAAAUUAUUUUUUUGACCUUAUAAACCAGGUUCCAUCCUUAACGCUUUUGCAACAGCGCUCGAAAUGCGCGAUGUACUCAAAAUACCUUGCAUCGGCAAAACUAUGAAAAAGAAUCUACUAAAAUUAUUAUUACUCUUAGCUCUUAGAAAAAGCUUUUUCUUCAUUUUGGUCUUUCACCGAGGUUCGAACCUACGUUCUCUCUCUGAAUGCCGAAUGGUAGUCACGCACCAACCCAUUCGGCUACGGCGGCCGAUUGCGGAUUAUUCCGCUGAAUGAUGCAAAAGUGUUAAAACAGAUGGGUUGUUGGUUGUUUGCAGUGUUCAUUCACCGAGCAUCCAAUUAGUGCUUCUACACCAUUUUGUGGCCACAUCCUCUCUACCAACAAGUUAUACCAUUAUUUCUUCACGUCUACAUCCCGUUUGUGCGAUUGGGAAACCUUAUAAGGGAGUUUACGGCUAUUCCGGCCAGCGCUUCGAGGUUUUUUAAAAAAGCGGCUUGCCAAGGGUUAACAUGCGCGCCAGACUAAAACAGUUUGCCGCAUCAAAAGUGUAAGAGGAAUUGCCAUAUUCUUGACUUAUUUCAGUCGUACCACUCAGAAUCUCAUAAUAACCUUGUGGCGGUUUAGUAUGCAAACAGACUUAAAACCCCGAUAGAGGCAGCAUCGACCGAAGAUUUGUCAAUGGUUAUAUUUUCCCCAUAGAUUAAAGAAUUUGGCAGCUCCAAUCUGUCAUUAUUGUAAAAUUCCCUAUCUCUUUUACUUUUCCCUGACGCUAUCAAACGAAGCAGUUCGUUCUAAGAGAAUAAAAUCCGCAAUAAUCCACUCGACAUCGCCUAACUGAAACGAAAGCCGUUUCAAAGCAAGAAGCUGUUUUACACACUUUUUGGGUGUUUGGCCGAGCUCCUCCUCCUCCUAUUUGUGGUGUGCGUCUUGAUUUUUCACAAAUGGAAGGACCUACAGUUUUAAAACCUUAAUUGAUACAGUUAAUGACGACGCCAAGAUCUUUGGGCUGAACAAUUGCAGGAUGUCUGAAAAGGUACGAGAAGUUCUUGAGGGGGAAGACCGUCGCGCCAACAAUGAUGAUGCCAUUUUUAAGCAAAUGGUUUUUUAUUAGGAGCUUUUUCAUGGCAAAAAUGCACACGUAGGUGUGGCAUUGCCUGCCGAGGGGCGACCGCAAGUAGAAAAAACUUUUUCGAUAAUUUUGGUGUUUCAUGCAUUUUGUAUACCGUCCAUCAUUUUGGCGCGAUACAACUGUGUCGUCUCUAUCGUCUCUAUCAAAACGGCGCUUCAGUGCUACUUGAGUAGUGCCAGACUGGCACUUCAACCAUUUCACCCAACUGUGUCGUCUUGAAUGAUGAGGUUAUUUUUCGUAAGAAAUCAAACUUUCUUAAAGUAAUCGGCGGUUCAGUGGCUGCUCUGCAGUGUACACUCUUCAACAAAGUUAGCUGUCCAGGGGGGCGGAGUAAAUAAUAGCGCGUAGCGCGUAGCUUCUGUCAGGUGUUUUUUGCCGAACUGCUCCUCCUAAUUGUGGUGUGCGUCUUGUUUUAAACAGACUGCGAACGAUCAAUAGCUUUUAUGAGGAUCUAUUUAUUUCGGAUAAGAGGAAAGUAGAAGUGUGACUCAAAGGGUGAUUUCUUAAGAGCUAUAGGAAAGUUUUUCAAAAAAAAAACACACGUGAAAUUCAGAAAAAUUCAUGAAAUUUUUAUUUAGAUCGAUAGUACAGUCCAUAUAAGUUAAUGUUUGAAGAUUAUUUCAUGCAAAUGUUGACCGCGACUGCGCUUCAAAUGGUCCAUCCGCUUCGCUUAGUCCAAUUUUGGCAUACUCUUUCUAAUGUUUCGGCUGGUAUCUUACAUAUAAAUGCUUUAAUGUUGUCUUCCAAUGCGUUAAUUGAAGCAGGCUUGUCUGAAUAGACAUGCGCUUUAACAUAGCUCCACAAAAAAUAAUCUAAAGGCGCUAACUGACAGAUUGACAGGUCCCGAACGUGAAAUAAAAUGUUCACCGAACUCGCCUCUCAACGAGUCCAUUGUUACGCGUGCUGUGUGGCAUGUGGCACCGUCUUGUUGAAACCACAAGUCAUGCAAGUCAAGCUCUUGCAUUUUGAGCAAAAAAAAGUUGGAUAUCAUUUCACGGUAGCGCUCACCAUUCACAGUUACGCUGCGAUUCGCAGCAUCUUUGAAGAAGUACGGUCCAAUGAUACCUCCAGCCCAUAAACCGCACCAAACUGUGACCUUUUCUGGAUACAUUCGUAGCUCUUGCAAUUCUUCUGGCUGAUCUUCACUCCAUAAUCGACAAUUCUGCUUAUUUACGUACCCAUUGAUCCAAAAAUAAGCUUCGUCGCUGAACACAAUUUUUCUAUAAAAAAGUGGAUCUUCGGCCAACUUUCCAAGAACCCAUUCACCAAAAAUCCUGCGUUGCGGUCGGUCGUUGGGCUUCAAUUCUUGCACCAGCUGUAUUUUGAAAGGCUUCACACCUAAAUCCUUUCGCAAAAUUUCCCACGUUGUUGAGUAACAGAGGCCUAAUUGCUGCGAAUAGCGACGAAUCGAUAUUUGAUGGUCAUCAUUAACACUGGCCGGUACAGCUGCGAUAUUUUCUUCAGUUCGCACUCUACGUAAGCGGGUUGGUGGUUUGUUGUCCAAUAAUGUAAAUUUGGUUCUAAAUGUAGUCACAAUAGCUCGCGAAUAGCCGCUUCAGUGGGUCGAUUAAACUGACCAUAAAAUGGAAGAAGCGCGCGAUAAACUUUCUUAACAGAACACGCAUUUUUAUAAUAAAAUUCAAUAAUUUGCAAGCGUUGUUCGUUUGUAAGACGAUUCAUGGUUAAAUUAUAGACCUAACUGAAGAUGUUUGACAGUGAAACAAAACACGAAACGUGCGUCAGCUGUUUAAACCAACUGUUUAAAAAGAUAAUAGCUAAAAAAUCACCCUUUCGAUUUUUUUUUUAGAUUCAAUUCUGAAUGGAGCUGCUUUUGAUAUAAAAAUGUAUUUUCUUUUUUUUUUGUUAAAAAAGUAUUCCACCCAACGAAUCUUAAAGCUGCUAAACCUAGUGGAAACUUCUAAGUACAUCACCUGAAUCACUUGUCCGUAUUUUGAUGACCUCAACUGUACCUAAACUAUUAUUUUUGAAAUAUGUAUUCUAAUUUUUUAUAUCCCCACUAAAUUUGUAUAAUUAAAUGAUUAUCACUUUUAAAUAAGCAUUUAGUUAAAGGUGUCUAAGUUGACUAAUUUUUUAAUGUAGCUAAUAAUUUGUUUUUUAAUAUGCAUAAGUACAUGAAUUCGUUUGUUUAAAAAUUUCGAAAUAUCAAUUAUUUUGUACUGUACGGCUAGCAGCCGCACCGAGCGAAGCGUAACUUGUUUUGUAAUUCACUAUUAAGUAAUUUUUAAUAAAAGGUACACUUGUUUCAAUUUGUAUUAUAUACAUAUGUACAUACACAUAUACAUAGA